Molecule: messenger RNA, 1728 nt
Organism: Corticium candelabrum
Lineage: Eukaryota; Metazoa; Porifera; Homoscleromorpha; Homosclerophorida; Plakinidae
Product: meiosis 1 arrest protein-like
Exons: 13
Coding region: 1-1662 (553 amino acids)
Biological process (GO): male meiosis chromosome separation; spermatogenesis; meiosis I
Source: RefSeq, a predicted model, not a curated record
AUGACUGAAAUACGAUUUCCGCUCUCAAACGAGAAGACAGAAGACGAAAAUGGCUUUCAGCAAACAGCCAGUUAUUCAGAUCUCUUUUCAGCUCGAAGUGUUCUGGUUGAUAUGAGACCACCAUUCAGCUCUCAGACGUGUGAUAACCUCUGCGAGUCGCUCCAAAAUGUCUUCUCGUUGGUGGCCAACCUGUCAGGUCAAUGCCGUGUCUCUUUCUUUUGUCUAUUUGCCCUAGCAAACCAACCUCAGUGCCUGUACACUCUGCAACAUGUUAAAGGCAGCUUCACAAAAUUGUGUCAAUCCAUCGAAGCACUGAAACCAAUCGUCAGGACUCAGAUAUACAAAGGCUGUGUGGGACUAGCCAUUGAACAGUCAGUAGUCCAGUUUAGGAGGCAAAUGCAGACGCUCGCUCAAACAGUCGACGUUUCUCCACAACUUGAAAUAACACUCGUCACAUCUCAACCUUGUUGGACAGUUCAGAGAGAGGUGGAAAGAGCGACUCAAGAUGGGAAGUCUGAAAGCAUUAAGAAAAUUACAAUCCUUCGAGUUCACAACAACGACCAAAGUGAUGAUCACGAAGUUCCAGAGUCAUUACAAUCACAAGAACGGGAUGACAUCACAGACUGCGCUGUGACAGACACAGUAGAAUGCGCAGGGGACGUUCUCAGUUUCGAGAGUUUCUUCAAAGGUUGGCUACAUGAUGGCGGCUCAGACAGAGAACAUCUUCAUCUGUUUCUUCCCAGCAUUCUUAGCAAAAAGCUGGUGCUGAAGUGUGACAUCAGAGAAAGAUUGUUGAAUCCAGCUGAUUUGCCGCCACAGUAUCAAAUGCAUUUGUCACUGCAGGUGGGCAACUCUUCAGCCCAACACCCACUACCAACACAGCGAGGAAAAGCCGUCGAAAAGCAGCUGCUGCAACCAAAUCACGACAAACUACCACACCAGCUGAGAGCAGUGCGUCUGAUCAAGAUACAAUCAAUCUGUGAAUCAGUGCUGUAUGGACAGCCGUGUUUAGUGAGGCCAACGGCCUGUUGGAAAUUAGACUGGGAAGAGCUCGAGAGCAACCAGCAGAAUUUCUCGGCUUUGUGUUCAUUGUUGCAUAAAAAGACAAUGGCAUUGCUUGUUAAAGAAGACGAAGACGGCGCAAACGGCCACUUUCUCCUCUUGCCAUCUGACAAAUUCACCCUCCUUCUCAAAUCCAUAGCAGUAAGCGAGCUCUUCCUGCCCUACGACUUCCAUCCGACUGACAGCAAACCACAAGAAGACGCAAUAAGACUGAUCGAGCGCAGCCUCAACAAGCUGAUGGUAUCCGAUGGAUACAAUCCUCUCAUGACAUCAUCAGGACUAUACGCCAGCCUAUCGACCGAAUCAAUCAAAUCAACUCCCCUCACUCGUCCACUAAAACGAAAACUAUCAACUAGCAAACCAUUCACCACCUCCACUCCAACUCAACAACACGACUCCCACCAGUGGCCAACAUUCCAACCAACAACACACCGACAACCAAUCAAACAACUCGGAAUGAAACCCAAAAAACCGUCCAUAACAUCGAAUGAAAUCAAUAAGGAGGACAAUGACUCAUACGAAGGCGAUCCAAACCUUCCCGUUUACAAGCCAUACUACAAACAAUACGCCACAAAACCCAAAUUCCUGAGAAAGAUGUAAACAAACGUACACAAAUAGUAAAUAUAAUAAUAGUGUUAUUGAUUUUUACACUCACAUACAACAUAA